UCCCCCCGCUCGCCUCUGCUUCCUCGGCGCCCAGUUCAGCCGGGCCGGGGGCAUGGGUGAUACGCCAGCGACAGAUGCCGGGCGCCAAGAUUUGCAUCCUUAGGCCACGCCGAACGCCUGCAGAGGAGAGAGGGAACCGGAGAAGGGCCGGGAAGGCGGGGACGGAGGUGCGGAGAGCCCCCUAACAGGCAGAAGCCCCCGCCCCCACCGGAGAGCUCCGCGCGGGCAGAGCGCCUGCCUGCCGCCGCCGCCGCCGGCGCCCACCUCGCCCCAGCCAUGCCGGGCCCGGCCGCCGACGGGGGGAAGGCCCCCUUCUGCCGCGCCGAGGAGCAGCUCCGUGCGGGGGCCGAAGGCUCGGAGGGCGGCGGCGGCCAGCGGAGGCCGGGCGCGCGCGGGCAGCGGCAGGACAUCGUCUGGAGGAACGUCGUCCUGAUGAGCCUGCUCCACUUGGGGGCCGUGUACUCCCUGGUGCUCAUCCCCAAAGCCAAGCUGCUCACUCUGCUCUGGGCCUACUUCUGCUUCCUCCUGACUGCUCUGGGGGUGACAGCUGGUGCCCAUCGCUUGUGGAGCCACAGGUCCUACAAGGCCAAGCUGCCUCUGAGGAUAUUUCUGGCUGCCGCCAACUCCAUGGCUUUCCAGAAUGACAUCUUUGAGUGGUCCAGGGACCACCGAGUCCACCACAAGUACUCGGAGACUGACGCUGACCCCCACAACGCCCGCCGGGGCUUCUUCUUCUCCCAUAUUGGGUGGCUGUUUGUUCGCAAGCAUCGAGAUGUCAUCGAGAAGGGGAGAAAGCUUGACGUCACUGACCUGCUUGCUGAUCCUGUGGUCCGGUUCCAGAGGAAGUACUAUAAGAUCUCCGUGGUGCUCAUGUGCUUUGUGGUCCCCACAUUGGUGCCCUGGUGCGUCUGGGAAGAGAGUCUGUGGAAUUCCUACUUCUUGGCCUCCAUCCUCCGCUAUACCAUCUCACUCAAUAUCACCUGGCUGGUCAACAGUGCCGCCCACAUGUAUGGAAACCGGCCCUACGACAAGCACAUCAGCCCUCGGCAGAACCCACUGGUCACUCUGGGCGCCAUUGGUGAAGGCUUCCACAAUUACCAUCAUACCUUUCCCUUUGACUACUCUGCGAGUGAAUUUGGCCUAAAUUUCAACCCAACCACCUGGUUCAUUGACUUCAUGUGCUGGCUGGGACUGGCCACUGACCGCAAACGGGCAACCAAGCCGAUGAUCGAGGCCCGGAAAGCCAGGACUGGAGAUGGCAGCGCUUGAACCUGGAUCCGCCAUCCAGUGUGUCUGCCGAUGACACCUCGGUUCACGGCUUUUGUUACUACAGUUCUCUUGUUCAUUGGAUUGUGCAAGAGGGUAGAGGGUGGGGAGGGAAUGGAAUCUAUGUGGUUUGGAAAUUUUGUGUUUGUCUCAAAAUAGCGUCAAGAUACAACUCUCAAUGAAAAAAAUUUUUUAAAGUCAAUGUAACUAUGAUUUAACAUUAGUGCGUGGAUAUGUGAUUUAAUUGCUGUCACUACAGUAUGUCAAACAUACAUAGUUGUGUGCUUGUACAUGUUAACCCUAAUAGGAUGAAGGAAUUUAAUAUUCUUUCAGUGCGAUUCAGGAGAGCAUCUGUUUUCUUUUCUACCAGUUAACCCAGUAUUACUUUUAAACACACAAUCUGAAGGAGCAGAGAGGCAGGGUAGAAGACAAAAGAAGAUCUAAGUAGUCACUACAGAAUGUUUCUGUUUUGUAACUAUUGAGUGUGUGUUUUUGUUGUUUUUUAAGUAAGAGAAUGGAAACCUUUAAAAAAUGAGAAUACAGGAAAUGGCUCUCUUAUUUUUUUGCCCUGUUUGCAGCUUGUUAAUGCUCCACGGCCUUUGCUUCAAAAGACCUCUGUUCAGUGUCCAGCUAGCACUGUACCCCGAACUAUACACCCAGCCGACCCUACACAUCAGUGCCUGUUUAGGUGUUUGAUUUUGCUCUCUUUGCUGUUGUCAUUUUAAAGGUGUAUAACUCAGAUGUGCCAGACAUCAAAUUAAGCUCAAAUUAAGCUCUCAUUUAGACGUUUAGACACCUAAUUUAUAUUCUAAUUGAUCCCAGCCACUGAUGCAUGUACUUGAGCUACUUCUGCUAAAUAAGCGUAUUAAUUUUCCACACCAGGCCAUCAGACCUUACUAACCGACGGUUACCUAGAAUUCAGUGUCUAUUGAUGUUUCACCUGCAUGUGGUCUUCAUUGAUUUUGCAGCAAAAUAUAAAGUGAUCAUUAUGUAGCUUCCGGAUUAAAAAAAUUUUGUGUGUUAAGUUGCCUUGUAAAGAGCAUGUUGAAUUAACGGGACGUUGUGCCCUUUGUGUUAGACGUUAGAGCAAAGGAAGGAAAGGUUUAUUGUGUUGGCAUCGGAGCGCUUUGAAGGUAGAUAUUUUCAGGAAGGAUGUAGGAUUUAAAAUUUUUGACAGAGAAGUGAUGCCAAUAGGAAAUUGUCAUAAUAAAGUUCUUCAUCCAGCAGGUGUUUAACAGUGUUAUUUUGCCAUUAAUAAUGUGUAAACUAUGAGUGAUUUACAAUAAAUGAUUAUGAAUUC
Messenger RNA from Ceratotherium simum simum (southern white rhinoceros), 2566 nucleotides. RefSeq names its product stearoyl-CoA desaturase 5 (gene SCD5). The record is from RefSeq and is a predicted model, not a curated record. Gene Ontology annotation, molecular function: stearoyl-CoA 9-desaturase activity; iron ion binding. Gene Ontology annotation, cellular component: endoplasmic reticulum membrane. NCBI's taxonomy places the organism in Eukaryota, Metazoa, Chordata, Mammalia, Perissodactyla, Rhinocerotidae. Gene Ontology annotation, biological process: unsaturated fatty acid biosynthetic process.